Messenger RNA from Hippocampus zosterae (dwarf seahorse), 7209 nucleotides. Its product is annotated as glutamate receptor ionotropic, NMDA 2C-like. Gene Ontology annotation, biological process: long-term synaptic potentiation; synaptic transmission, glutamatergic; monoatomic ion transport. Bases 1231 to 5379 code for a protein of 1382 amino acids. Gene Ontology annotation, cellular component: plasma membrane; postsynaptic density membrane; postsynaptic membrane. The record is from RefSeq and is a predicted model, not a curated record. Gene Ontology annotation, molecular function: NMDA glutamate receptor activity; transmitter-gated monoatomic ion channel activity involved in regulation of postsynaptic membrane potential. The transcript is spliced from 18 exons. Lineage: Eukaryota; Metazoa; Chordata; Actinopteri; Syngnathiformes; Syngnathidae.
GGCCCCUCCUUGCCGUUUGCCCUCCCUGCUCCUCAAGGAACCUCUCCAGGAGCAGCCGAUUCUCACCGAGGCCUCCGAGUCUUCCUGCUCGCUGGAGCCUGGUUCCGCUUCUGUGUCUGGUUCAAGUUCUGGCUCCGGAUCAGACCAGGAAAAGCUGGGCCUUGCAGUCAGCAGUUGGACGCAGCAUCUUACGCGGAUGAGCAGAUCGCGGAGAAAGUUGCGUUCCAUGCAGCGGAGACGCCGCAGAUGUCAGUGCCACAUGUGAGGGACCCGGUGCAGAAUGAGGAUGGAAACGCAAGACUGACAAACAAUUGUCGCCCGGAGGUAUCGAGGAGUGUUCGACGGGGGGCAGUGGCCGCAUUCCUAUUCAUGGCAUUCGUUUCAGACCUGUUGAUGGUGCAGGAAAUGAAGGUAACUGAACGGGGGGGGGGGGGGGGGGCAACAUGGGACAGGUGGCCCUGAUGAGAAGAGGUGAAUAAUGACGUGGAAAUGCUGAGCUGAGUGAGUAUAGUGGCUGGGGGAGAGAAGGAGGAGUAGGUGGAUGAGGAGGAGGAGCGAGCAGGCUAAAUCCUCACCCUAUUAUUAUCCAGACUCACAUCCUCCUGUGAUGGAGCGCACGGAGACGAGAUGAAAAGGUGAAACGAGCGGGAUUACGGCACCACCCAACUCUCCAACCCUCCCAAAGAUAAAAGAAAAGGAAAAAAAAGAGAAGAAAUCAACAGGGUGAGGACCUGCAAGUGCCUCGCACUUUUCCCUCUGACAUCUGGACCAGCUUUGCCUUCGUAUGGUUGCCAACUCUCAUUCUGUUUUUAUCUGGUCUUCAGGAAGCUCGUCAUCCUCUUUGUCCCUGCGGAAUACAAGUAGGAGAACUUUUUCCUAGACCCAAACCCCAGGGAGUUCAGUCCGAGCCGGGAAAGGGGGAUGCGCAUCGGGAGAGCCGAGAUGGGAAGGCAACGAAGUUGUUAACCCGGAGUCUUCCUCUUGAGAUCCUCGCUCCUAAUCUAUAUCCCGCCGUGCAUUUCCUCAUCCUGGGAUUCACACACUGAUGUCCUAUAUGCACACUGUAGAACAUGCACAUAGCAAGUGACCGCACUCCCUUGUAAGGACGUUAAAGUUGGGAAUCGCGAGGUCCAACAUCAGAUCAUCUGCGAAGGGAUCGGCGUCGUGGGGAUGGAGUGUCGGGAGUUAUUGCUGGAUGGCCGUGUGAACCCCAGGAAGUAGGAUGCCAACAUGGCCUCUCCAAGGGGAAACAGUACACCUUCUCCCUGGCCCCCGCUCUUCUUCAUCCUCCUCAUUGCAUCUCAGAGAACCCUGCACGCCAGGCCCCUUCUCCUGCACUCGUCCAUCAACGUGGCUGUGGUGUUCAGUGGCUCCAGCUAUCAGAGCGAGGUGCGAGGCCGGCUGAGCGGCGAGAACUUUGUGGACCUACCCGUGGUGGUGAGCCCUGUGACGGUGCUGGUCAAUGACACCAAUCCACGCGACCUGCUCACCCGCCUUUGUGACACCAUGGCGACGGAGAAGCUGCAUGGUGUGGUGUUUGAGGACGAUGUUGGAUCGGGUGCCAGCACACAGGUGACCGAGGUGGCGCAAAUCCUGGACUUCCUAUCAACGCAGACGGCUCUGCCCAUUGUGGGCAUCAGUGGCGGCUCGGCGGUGGUCAUCCCAUACAAGGCGGAAGGAUCGUCGUUCCUGCAGAUGGGAGCAUCUCUGGAGCAGCAGGUCCUCUGCAUGUUCAAGAUCAUGGAGGAGUACGACUGGGGCGAGUUUGCCAUCAUCACCAGCCUGCUGCCGGGAUACGACACAUUUGUGGACAUCGUUCAGGCCUACACGGAUACGUCCUACUUCAUGUGGGACCUCCAGGAUGUCCUGACCAUGGAGAUGUCCGUCGGGGCCAACGACAUGAGGACCAGGCGCAUUCUGCAGCAGGUGGACUCCCAGGUGCUGCUGGUGUACUGCUCCUUUGAGGAGGCCCACUUUCUUUUCAGCCAGGCGCUUGAGGUGGGCCUGGUGGGGCCGGGCUACAUCUGGAUCCUGCCCAGCUCGGCUGUGGGCAACCCAGAGGUGCCGCCGCCCGCCAGCUUUCCCGUGGGCGUCAUCGGCGUCAUCACGGAGCAGUGGCGCAAGAGCCUGCGGCAGCGUGUGCGCGAGGGCGUCGCCAUCGUGGCCAAGGGCGCCGAGAGCUUCAAGAAGCAGCACGGCUUCAUCCCGGAAGGACACGGCGACUGCAGCAAGCCCGCCAAAAACUCCGGCACCAACGCUCUCUUCAGGCACAUGCUGAAUGUGACGUGGGAGAGGAGGGACCUGUCAUUCAACAGCAGGGGCUUCCUCUCCAGCCCUUCUAUGGUUAUCAUCGCCCUGGACCGAGAGAGAGUGUGGGACAAGGUGGGCACGUACGGCCGAGGCAUCCUGCAGGUCCGCUACCCCGUGUGGCCGCGCUACGGCAACUUCCUGGAGCAUGUGACCGAUGACCGUCACUUGACCGUGGCCACACUGGAGGAGCACCCCUUUGUCAUGGUUGAGAACGUGGACCCCGGCACGGGCACAUGCGUCCGCAACACGGUGCCUUGCAGGCGACAGUCCAAUCACUCUGAGAGCAUCAUCGGCCACUCGGAGUCGUACACCAAGUUGUGCUGCAAGGGCUUCUGCAUCGAUAUCCUGAAGAAACUCUCCCGCACCAUUAAAUUUUCCUACGACCUCUACCUGGUCAACAAUGGCAGGCACGGCAAGCUAGUACGUGGGACCUGGAAUGGUAUGAUUGGUGAGGUUGUGUACAGACGCGCCGACAUGGCCAUCGGCUCGCUCACCAUCAACGAAGAGCGCUCGGAGAUCAUCGACUUCUCCGUGCCGUUCGUGGAGACGGGAAUCAGCGUCAUGGUCGCCCGCAGCAACGGCACCGUCUCCCCGUCCGCCUUCCUCGAGCCGUACAGUCCGGCCGUGUGGGUCAUGAUGUUCGUCAUGUGUUUGACGGUAGUGGCCGUGACGGUGUUUGUCUUCGAGUACUUCAGUCCAGUCGGGUACAACCGUAGCCUGGUGAGCGCCAAAGCUCCAGGCGGCCCCACCUUCACCAUCGGCAAGUCGGUGUGGCUGCUGUGGGGCAUCGUGUUCAACAACUCGGUGCCCAUCGAGAACCCCAAAGGCACCACCAGCAAGAUCAUGGUGUUGAUCUGGGCCUUCUUCGCCGUCAUCUUCCUGGCUUCGUACACCGCCAACCUGGCCGCCUUCAUGAUCCAGGAGCAGUACAUCGAUACUGUGUCGGGGCUCUCCGACAAGAAGUUCCAGAAGCCGCACGAGCACUACCCCCCCUUCCGCUUCGGGACGGUCCCGAACGGCAGCACCGAGCGCAACAUCCGCAGCAACUACCCCGACAUGCACACACACAUGAUGAAGUACAACCAAAAGGGGGUGGAGGAGGCGCUUGGCAGCCUCAAAACGGGAAAGCUAGACGCCUUCAUCUACGACGCGGCCGUGCUCAACUAUAUGGCGGGAAAGGAUGAAGGCUGCAAGCUGGUGACCAUCGGCAGCGGCAAAGUGUUCGCCACCACCGGCUACGGCAUCGCCCUGCAGAAAGACUCACGCUGGAAGAGGCUCAUCGACCUGGCGCUGUUGCAGUUCCUCGGCGACGGUGACACGCAGCGCCUGGAGACGGUGUGGCUCUCAGGAAUCUGCCAGAACGAGAAGAACGAGGUGAUGAGCAGCAAGCUGGACAUCGACAACAUGGCGGGCGUCUUCUACAUGCUGCUGGUGGCCAUGGGCCUCAGUUUGCUGGUGUUCGCCUGGGAGCACCUGCUAUACUGGAAGCUGCGCCACUCGCUGCACAAGUCCCACAAGCUCGACUUCCUGUUGGCCAUCAGUCGGGGUAUAUACAGCUGCUUCAAGGGCGUGGAGGAUCACGGCCGUUCGUCCGGCCUGGCCAAACCCGACCUGACAUCCAACUACGCCCAAGCAAACAUGUUGAAGAUGCUACGCACCGCCAAGGACCUGGUCUCCACCGCCAAUGUGGAGAGCUCCCUGGACAACGCCACCAAGACGAUCGAGCACUUCAGCCGGCACAGUGGUGGUGGCUUGCCGGUCCGCAUCCCCCAUGUCCCCGCCGAAACGGUCCCUGGAGGCUUUGUGUACAUCACCGAGAACCACGCUUCUUUCCCUCAGCAUUCCAUCUCCCCACAGAGGAAUGUUAGCAGACCCACGCCACUGCGCUACACGCUCCCAACACACUCUACUUCCUGUCUGUAUGAGCGCCCGCUUCCCGUCUCCAGUCUCAGCAGCCCGCACCUGGCGGUCAGUGAAACGCUCCCCCAUCAGCAUCCUCGCCACUAUCAGACCACCGGAAGACUCUAUGUAGACACCCACCCCCACUCGAGGUUCAUCUCGUACACUGACCUGCAGCUCCCUGACAUCUACACCUCUCAUCCCGCCCCCCUGGCCCAAAAUCAGCACGCAGAGGGGGGCAUCCACCAGAGAAAACUGAGGUCCAAAAGCUUCCAGUGCGGGGAUGGCGACGCGGAGAGAAAGAAGUUCAGGGAUGGCGAGAAGAACAAAAUCUGCCUCAGUGAGCUCAAAGCUAACAACCUCCUGGGCAACCACAUCUCUGCCCCCAGUGUGGAGAGCAUCUACUCGGUAGAGGGGACUUGUCCUCCGGUGGAGAACUACAGAUCCUGGCCUCCGGAGGACCUCAUGCUGAAGGGAAGACGUAGGCGCCGACGCCCCUCAUUCCUGAAAGCAACGUGGGGCAGUGAGCAGAUCCACCAGCUGCACGAGUCCCAGUCAUCCCUUUCCAGCCAGUCUCCCUCCACACUUCCUGACCUCUUCCCAUGCAUCCUCACGCCAACCUUUGCCGCCAAAGCCCACAACCCAGCCCACCUCCGGAACAACCUGUGCCUCCCGCGGAACCAGGCCUACCUCCACAUAAGAGAGGAUCACAGGAGGCUUGCUGGUCGUAAAGGCCAACGGCUGAGGUACUCCCAGUCCUCACAUCUCCCAACAUAUGGUGAGGCGGUUCGCCACGGUGCUGGGUUAGGGCGGGGGAUGGUACGGAGAGCUACCAGCCUGCUCAGCAAACAGUACGCCCACUACCUGAACUCCUAUCCUGGGCUGCCACUCUACCACUCACCCCUCGACCUGCAAAACCACAACCAGGCCUCAGGCAGUCACGCACCAGCCAGCCCCGUAUGCCAGCUGCUGGCCUGCGGCGGGGGCCCAUGCGGGGGUCAGCGGGGCUUGCUAUACCAGGACAGCGUGUAUGGAGCUUACGGGAUCUGUCAGAGCUCCCAGACUGGAUCGGAGAAGCAAGGAAGUCAGGGAGGAGUUGGCCAGGCAGCAGGGAGCCCCUGCGUACUCCGGCCCUGGAGACGGGUGUCCAGUUUGGAGUCGGAGGUGUGAACCGAUAGAAACCGAGGAGAAUUUACACCUGACCACUGUGGAGAGGGUUGGCUUAUCUGGAUUGGCGUAUCUAAAAUGGAUGCGAACAUACGCACUGGAGGUCGGGUUCUUUUGGUUGUGCGUUUCGUGUGGACUAAAUUGUCCGUGGUGUUGCCGCGUGGUCCAAGUAUAACCAGAAUUGUCAUGCUGUGAUGUUUGUAGUGUAUAUAUUUUACUGUGGAUGGGAUUCAAACCCCGGUGUCAUGUCGCCAGCUGUGAGGAGAUAGCGCCGGGGAUUAAAGGAUCACAUCUUUCCAAACUGUCACCGAAAACAAAAAGGAACACAAAGCUGCUCUGCUGCAACGCGUCAUGAAAGAAUGCACAUGUGAAGAGUUCAGAAAAUAUUUGACAGCCCAGAACUUUGCUAGGGUGACAUAAUCAGUGUGAGACAUCUGCAAAGGUAGCUCUCUAUUUUUAUAACAUUUUACUGUAGACUAUUGUCAUAGAAGAAGAAUCGUACAGAUUUGUUGGUAGGCUAGCUUGUUUGUUAGCAGGAUUACGCAAAGAUUGCAUCCCCGAUUUCCACUAAAUUUUGCAGAUGGGUGCCACACAGGUCCCGAAAGACUCUGUUAAAUUGAUGGCGGAGUAUUAAUUUUCCCCAGGCUAAAAAUGAGAACCCCAAAUCCUAACUGCUAACUUAUCCCCACUAACACUAUCUGAAGCCCAAAAAUUUUUCAUUCUCCCGUCUGUCUUAUCACAAAAUAAAAUAUGACCUAGUUGCGUCAUCCUCCAUUAACCAGGAAGUAACCCGCUAACAAACAAUCGUAGCGCACUUCAGUCAGUCGCGAGUUGAUCUGUUCUGAUCUGUCCUAUCUUAGCCCUGUUUUGACGUUAUGUACGUCGUCUUGCCAGUUGUCACCAGUUAGCCACGACCUAAUGACAUUAUCAACGCUUUUAGCAGCUAAAGAGCUCAGUAUUUCCCUCAGGGGUUGACAGAGACCAAAAGAAGUAAAAGGAACGAAGCUCGAGGAGGUUGGACACAAACUGGUUGAACUAAAGGAACAACAUUUUGCCAACUGAUGUAACACGAUGCAGCUCUACUGCCACCAAAUGGUCCCCCCCAAAAAUUGGGGGGAGAUGAAAACCCACAGAAGAUGGUUUGGGAACCCAGUCCACAUGAACACAAACUGCAAGGAUGGUUUCUGGACAGCACUGACCAGCACGAGGUGUCUUAUUCAUUCAACCAUGGGCUCUUCAGUGGAUCUCCAUGUGGGGCCACAACACAGCACAGAGAACACACAAGGGCCUCACGAUAGUAAGAAUAUGUAUCCGGAAAUGUUAUCUGAUAAGAAGAAAAUGUGUUCUUUGAGUGUCAUUCAUAUAAACUUCUUAGGAUAGGAAUUUAUAGUCACUCACCAAUUUUCUAAUCACGUUUAUGGCACAUUGUGUCAAGCUACAGUAGCGUAUUUGUUACUAUUGUACUAAUGCGAUCAGUUAGCCGACUAGGAUUUUCAUCGCCCUCUCUUUUCCACUCUUUUGUAUUCCCUCGUUGUCCCUGCUCCUCACCUGCCCCCCACCUCUAAUUGCUUAAUUAUCAAAUUUUAACUGAGGUGAUUGAAAGCUAUUACACUAUCUAUAUUACCCAUUGGCCUCACCCUGUAAUUCGUCACUUCGACCAAUUAAACAGCCUUUUUGAUGACUACAAAUGCAUGUCAAUUUUUUUGGAAAUAGCCCUAUAUCUUGAUUCAUGUCAUCAGUUUAAGUGAGCGGUUGUGGUUGUGAAUUGGGUUGAUGUUACGAUUUGAGGUUGGGACUCGGGUCAGGUCAGCGUUUAAGGUUUUCAUUCGGGUU